GAACCCAACAUGAGGAAGUCCUAGCACUCAAGCUAUCCUGGCCUGGCUGAGGUGCCUGGGCUACCACAUUGAACGUCAGCCCCGAACUUGGAGCCUAUCGCCAACUGUGUGUCUUUUGUCACAGUCUCUGGUCCCAGCCCUGGGCCCUUGACAACCCCUCGCAUGCGGGGCCUUUCCUGAGCAAACAGCCGCAACCAUGGCCAGCACCCCCGGCCCAAGCCUCGCCCACCGCUCCGUGGCCAACAUCCGGACCGGUGCCGGCGCCGGAUCGCCCUCCGGAGCCGGCACUCCCGGAGUGGCGAGCGCUACCGGCAGCGCUGGCGGGGGCCCGGUCAGCCCGCACACGCCGCUGCGCGCCGGCAUGUCGCCCGCCUUUGCCUCGCCCUCGAGUCUGCGCGCCGAGGAGGACACCAUCGUCGUCGAGCUGGGCUCGCGCCGCCUCCGCGUCGGCUUUGCGGGCGACCCAUCCCCCAAGGCCAUCAUCGAGUUCGGCCCAGACCAGGCACGCCGCCUCGGCGACUUCCGCCACUGGGACCCAAAGAGCCAGCAGCAGCAGGUACUAACUCCCUGGGGCGAUGACCAUGAGCUGUGGCGCCUCGAUAUGAGAGGGCUUGACCUGGGCCUGGUGGCCGACAAGCUCGAACGCGGUUUGAGGGAGGCCUUCUCUACCCACCUCCUCAUCGACUCGCGCCCACGCAAGGUUGUGCUCGCGCUGCCGCCAAUGAUGCCAGUGCCUCUGCUUUCAGCGACGCUCGACACGGUCUUCAGCCGCUUUCUAGCGCCCAUCAUCUCGCUGCUGUCGUCGCCCGUCUCGACCGCCUUUGUCGGCGGCGUGCGCUCCGCUCUGGUCGUCGACGUGGGCUGGCACGAAGCCGUCGUCACUGCCGUCUACGAGUACCGCGAGGUCGCCUGCACCCGCAGCGUCCGCGCCGGCAAGGCCUUGGUUCACGAGACCCACGGCCUUCUCGCCCGCGCGGUUGCCGCCCAGGACGGCAGUGGCGACUCUACGGACGAUUCCGAUGGGAGCAAUACCAAGCGCGUCGUCAGCUUUGCCGAGUGCGAGGACGUUGUUGCCCGAGUGGUUUGGUGCAAGCCCGCAGUCGACAACGGCAACGCCACCAAGGAGGAGUCAUCGCCUGACGGCCUUACUACUGUCGCAGAGCAGGACGAGUCCGACACCGAGACGCCGCCACCACCACCACCACCUGCACCAGCGGACUCGCCCACAGACCUGGCCGGGGACAGCGUCAGCAUCCCUUUGACAUCAACACGCCCGCCAACCACGGUGACGCUCCCCUUUGAGCAGCUCGCAGAGCCGUGCGAGCGCGCCUUCUUCGAGAAGCAGUGCUCGCGGGCCAGCUUCGACGACGAGGAGCUGCCGCUGCAUCUUCUCGUCUACGAACACCUGGCGGCCCUGCCCAUGGACGUGCGCAGCGUGUGCAUGUCCCGCAUAAUCUUCACGGGCGGCUGCGCCGGCGUCCUGGGCCUGCGCGGCCGCGUCUUUGACGAGGUCGACCGCCUCGUCCGCCGCUGGGGCUGGGACGUCGUGCGUGGCAAGAUGGUCGACAAACGCCGCGCCGAGGGCCGCCCCAAAGCGGCCAAUAGCGGCGGCGGCGACGACGGCGGAUCCGAUCCCGCCGAGGCAGGCGGAGGAGACGCCGGAAAUGGCGAUGCCAACAAGCCCUCGGGGGGUCAAGAGGAGGACGGCGUGUGGCACGACGCGGCCAACGCGGUGCCGGCCCCGGACCCGAUCGAGGCGCACAUGCGCCGCCAGCAGCAGCAACAGCAGCAGCAACAGCAGAACGCCAAAACGGGCGCCGCCGCCGCGCGCAAGCUGGCGGAGCCUCCGGAGGCGGGCGACCUGCGCGCCAUCGAGUCCCUGGGACCCUGGGCCGGGGCGAGCCUGCUGUCGCAGCUCCGGGCGCCGGCCAUCGCGACCAUCGACCGGGAGCUGUGGCUGCAGCAGGGCGCGGCGGGCGCGUCGAGGGCGGCCGAGGUCGACCUCAAGGCCCAGCACCGGCAGAGCAUGCGGCCCGGCGAGUUCAUCAGCCGCGCCACGGCCGGCGGCGCCACCAACAACACGAACUGGACGCUCGGGGUUUGGGGGGCUCUUCAGUGAUGGCGCUUUUGCUGCCGGACAUGUUUAUGGCUUGGGAGCGAGGAGGGUGCCGUCUCCCCUAUCAUGAUACCCUGGGGAAAGUGUGCAUUGCAUGUUGUUUUGUCGGGGCGUGCAACUUGUUAGCUGCCUUCUAUUCCAGACAAUGGCAAGUUUAUGUGACAACUGUUCCCCCUGUCUCUUUGUUUUAGUUUUGCCGUUGUUACGCCCACUUGCCUUUGGUGUUGUCGAGGCACUAGACGGAGGUACCGGACGGAAGCCCUUAUCUCAUGGCCUCGAUUCAUCACUGCCGACCCGCAAUCGGACUCGACAUGGACUACAGGUCCCCGACAUAGACCAACCGACCCGGCACCCGCUCGAACCUUUGACGCCACAGACAUGCUAAUAGUCGCAAAGGCCUGGCCCAGACACCGUAUCCGCAUUCAGUCAGGUCUCAGAGUCGCGAAGAGGACAUUUACUAGAACAGCCUCGCUCAAGAUGCCCCUCACAGUUGGUCCCUCCGCCCCUCGUUCCAUUGUUCAACCUAGAGACACUGUGAUUGUCGGGUUGGAGAAAGAGGUUCGAAAAAGUUGGUUGAAAAGAGAGAAAAAAAAGACAAGAAAAUAUUUCUUCGGUAGCAUAACUUAUGGAAAAAAAAAAAACAAGCGACAAAAAAAGUCUGGAUAAG
Molecule: messenger RNA, 2783 nt
Organism: Gaeumannomyces tritici R3-111a-1
Lineage: Eukaryota; Fungi; Ascomycota; Sordariomycetes; Magnaporthales; Magnaporthaceae
Exons: 2
Coding region: 197-2119 (640 amino acids)
Biological process (GO): microtubule-based movement
Source: RefSeq, a predicted model, not a curated record